CCAAUGUCUAUCAACGAAAUUUUGGCAGCCAAAUUUUAAGCAUCAAACCUCAAUUGGCGCCACUCUUCAAUCUCGCUUUCAAUUUUCCAUGGCUUAUAUAAGUCGCCAAACAGGAUGGAAACACCUAGCUAAAUCCACCGAACGUUUUACCUCACCUGCUCUUUUUUCUCCACCUCUGAUUAGAUGCCGGGGUUAGAAAUUGAUUUGAAUGAUGAGCUGCCUGAAUCUGGCGACUUGUAUCCCAUAGAUUGGGAUGAGAUCCUUGAGUAUCAUGGGCCAGCACACCAACUUGAUUAUGAUAUGGUUUGGGACAAUGGCAGCCAAGGAGUGCAAGGAGAUGGAGCCGAUGGUCUACAAGGAGAUGGAUCUGAUGUUCAGCAAGGAGAUGGAGGUGAUGCUUCAGAACAUGUUGAAGAGCAAGGUGGUGCUGGAACAGAAGGCGUGCAAUUGCCUGAAGUUGAUGGUCUGCAAGGUGCAUCAACAAAUAGAGCUGGUGCUUCAGAUUCUAGCAACAAGAGAAGGAAGUUCUAUUCUGAUGAGCUCAAGAUCUCCAUUUAUCUAGAACUGUUAGCAAAAACAGAUCCUCUUAAACUUCGUCGUGGAGUUACAAAGGCUGUUGCAGAGAAGUUUGGUGUCCCUCUACGGAUUGUGCAGUACUGAAAAGUGCCCAAGAGGGGGGGGGGGUUGAAUUGGGCUUCUCUAAAAAAUUUAAGCAACCUAUAAGCACCAAUUCAA
This is a messenger RNA of Sorghum bicolor (sorghum), 735 nucleotides long. RefSeq lists its product as uncharacterized. Bases 184 to 660 code for a protein of 158 amino acids. Lineage: Eukaryota; Viridiplantae; Streptophyta; Magnoliopsida; Poales; Poaceae. The record is from RefSeq and is a predicted model, not a curated record. The transcript is spliced from 4 exons.